This is a messenger RNA of Diversispora eburnea, 1482 nucleotides long. Lineage: Eukaryota; Fungi; Glomeromycota; Glomeromycetes; Diversisporales; Diversisporaceae. The record is from the annotation of a GenBank genome assembly.
AUGGGCGAAAUCUCUCAAGAAAUAGGUGAUAUCGGUAGCUCAAAUUCAAAAGUUUUUGAUAAUAUUUUUACAAACGAAUCAAAUAAGUCCGAUAUUGAGUUUAACGAGUCAAAAGAACAACCAGAAUAUGAAAGAAAUUUAGGCGGCACAGCGGAGUCGCUUUUGGAUCCUGUUAUUCAACAAGAUGAAAUAAAUUUUCAGGAAGAUACACCUCUGCAUAAUGAUAAUGCGUCUUCCACAAAAUCACAUGAUAUGUCUACAGAGGAACAAUCAGAUCGACAUGAAACGUAUAAUGAUAAUGAGUCUUCGAAUGUUCCUUUAAAAUUUCAGUAUGAAACGACAAAAACAGAUGAUAUGUUGACGGAGGAACAAUCAGAUCAACAAGAAACGUCUUUGCAUAAUAAUAAUGAGUCUUCGGUGGAAAUACAUGAUAUUUUGGCAGAUGAACAAUCAGAUGGAUCUGAACAAUUCGAAGACAGCAUAGAUUUUGAUAAUAAUGAACAAGACGAUCAGAUGUUAUUAGUACAACAUCCAGAUGAUGGAGAGGAAGAUAGUGAUUAUAUGGUUUCUUCAAUAAAUACAAACUCCGGAUCUGAAAACUCAUUAAAUAUGCGUGAUGUGGCAAUAAUUAAUGCAGAUGAUGUUUAUACCCCACCAUCACCUUCGCAAGAUUCAAUGAAUAGUAGUAUAGAAUCGCUACCAGUUGGCGAUGUUUCGGAUUCCUAUGUAAUUCCCGAUAUUUCUCAAUCCUCCCAAGAAAGUUCAUUCCAUGACGUAAGUUCAUCUCAUGAGGAAAUUUUAUCUCACGAGGAAAGUUCAUCUCACGAGGAAAGUUCAUCUCAAGAAGAAAGUUUACCUCAUGAGGAAAGAAGAACUGAAAUUAACAUAACAUCUCCACCUGAUGAUGACUCUCAAUUGCAAAUUCUUUCAUCUGAGGUAAGGAGAGACGAAAUUACUAUAACAUCUUCACCGGAGGAAAGGAAAGACGAAAUUAUUAUAACAUCACCUGAGGAAAGAGGAGAUGAAAUUACAAUAACAUCUUCACCUUAUGACCCUCGAUUGCAAAUUCUUGCACCCUUAAUAAUCAAUAAUGAAAUAGAGGAUGAAGGCUUGGAAAGAAUUCAUAUAACACCUAUUCUAUCGCGUGCACUUUCUGUAGAUGAACCUUCAAGUCCUACAAUUUCUUCUAUUUCCAAUAAUUCUGUACGAGCACCACUCUUGCAUCCAAAUAUAUCAGAAAUCUUAUUUGGACAUCCUCAAAUUAAUACUGUUAAUUUUCAAAGACAAAAUUUGAGUGCACGUGGGAUGGCACUUGCAAUUAUGCAUCAACAUAUGUUGGUACCAUUUAUUCAUGGAUUUAGUUGGGCAUUUGGAAUACAUAUUUAUCGAUAUUUGAGAAAUGGAUUUUCGAUGAGAGGGUUAUUCCGUUCUUUAUUCGCAGGAAUAACGGGAACGGGAACAAGAAGCAAUUCAUCAACAUAA